AUGCGAUUAUCGCUCAGCUUCAACAUGUCCACAGUUGUUUCUGAAGAUGUUCUUUUGGCAACCCCACAGCCCACGGUGCCCGAGCCACCAAACACGCCACCGCAACCUGCAUGCAAUGCUUCAGAAACCUCAUCAUCCACAGACUCAUGCACACCCAAGCCAACCAGUAUCAAAACCCUGUCUUUCACUGGGUUCGAUGCUAUAAACUAUAGUUCCGUGAUCUUGCUCGCAAUAAUCGGCCUUGCAUAUUCUGUCAAAUCCUACUGGGCAACCACGAAGUCAAACCGACUAGCCGAGGAGUCGAACAAGCUGACCGAAGAGUCCAACACGCUUUCGAAAAUGGAAUCUUGUAGGGUACAUCCGCACGACAAAGCUCUCUUCAACGACCCUCUAUGUACGGAAAUGAGGCAACGACUCGAUUAUGACCAAGAUCCUACAAUGGGGAGGGUUGUGCGGUGGGUCAAGAGGACAUUUGGUGGGACUAAUUUCAAGGGGCGGGGGAGGCGGCUUCAGGAUGGCUACAGUGCUCUAGUAUAG
This is a messenger RNA of Ascochyta rabiei, 537 nucleotides long. RefSeq lists its product as uncharacterized. Bases 1 to 537 code for a protein of 178 amino acids. The transcript has 3 exons. The record is from RefSeq and is a predicted model, not a curated record. NCBI's taxonomy places the organism in Eukaryota, Fungi, Ascomycota, Dothideomycetes, Pleosporales, Didymellaceae.